This is a messenger RNA of Armigeres subalbatus, 6453 nucleotides long. RefSeq names its product VWFA and cache domain-containing protein CG16868. The transcript has 4 exons. NCBI's taxonomy places the organism in Eukaryota, Metazoa, Arthropoda, Insecta, Diptera, Culicidae. The record is from RefSeq and is a predicted model, not a curated record. Gene Ontology annotation, molecular function: voltage-gated calcium channel activity. Bases 586 to 4983 code for a protein of 1465 amino acids. Gene Ontology annotation, cellular component: voltage-gated calcium channel complex.
UUGUUGUGUGACAGCGAAAAACCUGAAAGAGCAACAUAAAUGUAUCGACAUCGCCCUCACUGGGCUAGUGAAUUUCACUAAAAUAUUGCUAAUUAAAUCCAUUUAUCCGUGCCAAAAACAGUGAUAACCUAUUCCGCAGUAUCUGUUUCCCCCAUGUGCAGUGCGAUUUGUGCAGAAAACUGAAAUGCUGGCCAGAAAUAUGCUUUCCUUCCUGGCAGCAUCGUCGAGACUUGCCUUCGUCACGAAAAAAUCUGAAGAAAAGAUGACCAACAAUCACCAAGAGGAAGAAGAGUCUCAUCAGCCAAAGGCAGCCGAAACGAAUGGAAUACAGAAGUGAGGCAGUGUUGAACAAAAACGAGUGGAAAGAAAGGUCGAUCAAGGGAAAAUCAUAAACAACAAAGAGUUCCGACACAAGAAUCCCAAAACCGAGACGAAAAAGAGCGAGAGGAAUAAAAAGAAGUUAGAAGGUCUGUUUCGAAAUUAACGAUUUGCACACCGAGACUGAUUCCCAUUAUUGGAUUUCAAAAAUAGUUCGAGAGAUCGAGAGUAAAGCAGUUGCAGAAUUUCCUGCAAACUAUUGACAAGAUGAGUUCCGGUCGACGAUUCCAUCAGUAUUAUUUUAGCUAUCAUUUUAUGCUGGCGAUGACAGUGACGGCGGCCCUUUUUGGCUGUUUGCAAACGAAUGCUUCCUCCGCCUCAAACCAUAUCUUUGUAAAUAACAUAGUUCCUUCUAUAAGUGGUAAUGUAAGUAAUAGUAGCAGCGACAGCAGCGCGAUAAGCAUUGAUAGUAACAGCAAAGUGCCUUUGCCUACAACGGCCAGUCCAAUACCGGUGUUUCCAUUCGUUCCGAUGGCACCGGUUAUUCAGGCUCAACAAUCGGAAAACGACCGAGAAUAUAGCAUACAGGAACUUACGAAAAUGUUGGAGAUAAAAUUAAAGCGGAUACGGAAUCAGGAGUUGGACGUUCCUGUGGUGCAGGAACUUUACGACACGAUGGAAUUCACUUCGGUGAUUCGAAAUGACAUCGAGGAGCUGGAAAAAAUGGCCAAAAAGUUAACGACCAAGUUUGAGCAAUCCGCGGCGGCAAUCGAUCGGCUGAGGGCAUUCAUUUACGAGUCCGCAACGCGACACAGUGCCAAAUACAACACAAUCAUCCAUCCGUGCCCGUACAGUGAGCUGAUCAAUCCAUGGGACGAUGAACCGCAGUUCGAUUUGCAGAAUUUCAUACAAAACGCCAAGCUGAUAAACUCGUCACAUCCUGCGAAGCAAUUUUCUGGCGAUUCCGGAUUUUUGGAUUUUUCAGCGUUUCCAGCGAGCCCGGAUGAUCGACCCAGGAUUCGUAUCAGUGAUCAGACGGUCGACGAUAACAAUCUAAGCUUACAAAAGCGGUUUUUAGAUCAGAUUGCGCACCUACAAAGCGGUUUCUACAGUUUAAAGCAAUUGUUUUACUUGUCGUCAUUUGAUCAAGCGAGCGCAUUCAAAUGCCAUUAUUUUCCGAAGGAUGGACGAUUGAAAUCCUUGUACUUAUCCUCCGUGAGGAGUAAACACUUUAUGAUUCUUUUGGACAUCGGAAACUCGGUGAGCUUUGACCAGCUGGAAGUUGCAAAAGCGAUUAUCAAAUUUAUGAUCUAUCUGCUGAAUGAAAAUGAUCGGAUUGCUAUCGUGGCAGUUAGUCAGAAGCUAACGACUACCGAAAGCUUACUGGACUGUGCGGAUGGUCCAUUCGUUAAUGCCACUAUUGAUAAUAAAGAUCGCUUAGUGGACUUUGUGGACUCGCUCAAUAAGACUUCAUCUGCAGCAGCACACGUGACAGCAUUUCGGUACGCCUUUAAGGCCAUUGGCGAAGCUUACGUAGGAGUGGAUAAGGAGCUUCCAUUUGUGGUUUUGUAUCUUGGAAGAGCUCAAGUGUCUCCGAUUACGACAGCGGCAAAAACGGUGAUGCGAACCAUCGCCGAAGGACAAUCCAGGCUUCCUUAUCCGGUUAUUUUGAACACAUGCUUAAUUCUGCUAGAUGAAAGAGAGAUCUCUUACGAGAAACAAUUUAUUGCCGAUGUUACAACUCAAAACUUCUCCAAAUACAACUUGAGUGCUGUAUUCUUUAAACCACGGUCAGGAAAGAUGGUCAUGAUUUCGAAGCACAGCUUUGAUGCUCAUCGAUUCGUAAUUGCCUUGAUGGAACCCUUUCUAAGCGAUGUGAAAUUUAUCGAAAACGCAGUUCGAGUGCAUCUGCCAUACCAUGAAGUAUCCACCCAUGACUCCCUGGUAACGCUUUCGCUUCCUGUCGGAACGCACGGAUUAAUAGGAAUUGAUCUUUUUUUGAGUGAUCUUACAGAGGAUAUUUCCUAUUACAAACAAGACGACGAAAGUUAUGCAUUCGUGAUUGAUCUUCAGGGAAAUACCAUCAUGCAUCCUUCAUUUCCUAGACCGCUGGCGGCUAGAGAGAGCUUCUUUGUCACAAACAUUACCCGCCUCGAACGUGGACUCAGCAUAGACGAUCUUCGGUCUCUUUUAACCGAAGAAAAUGGUAACAUUACUCUAAAUAGACCCGGUCUAAAUCGAAGCACAGUUUAUCUCUGGAAACGAGCGCGAUUCUACAUAAUGUGUAUUGCUCGAACGAUCAAUUACGAUCGAAAUCCAAACAUCAUGCUCAACGGUGCCUAUUCCAGAUUCAGUCAAUCCCAGCAACUUCAGUAUUACCAUUCAAAAUCAAAUGCAGACUACAGCUUCAUCACCAGCAACGGUGUUACCAGUCGUAACCUUCUGUCCGAUCUGAUAUACCAUCGUCUCGACAUCUACCCGGCCCAUCUGCAAAGGCCUUCGAUCAGCUCGUCAUCCAACGCCAUACCUUUUGAUCAAACAUCUAUCGAAUCGCCGAGAGUUUGCCGGCUCAUGAAACAGCUAGCCGUAGCUGAUGACUCCACCUUAUAUCUAAGUUCGUCAUCGUUCCAGUCCCCAUUUGCCCACAUCCGUAACAAUCGAGAAUCCGCCAUCGAGGAUGACAAUGUGCGAGCCAUUCAAAACAUCAUGGCUUAUCUCAAAGACACCACAUCGCUUUUUGCCAACCCUGGCCUCCUUCCGGAAAUUCGCAGCGACGUUCUCGCAUUGCUCAAAGUUAUUUCGAAUUACCGGCGCCGUCACGGGGAAAGUAAACUCAGCAAAUAUAUCAUCCGUCGCUACGCGGCAACCAUUAACGGUGUCCUCGAAGUCUACCCUGGUGGUCUCCUAGAUACGGACAUUGAACCCACCAGACGACCGUGGUUCGUGAAGGCCAUGGAGUAUCCUGGUAAAAUCGUUGUAACUAAACCCUACUUAGACGCGGGAGGUGCCGGUUACAUCGUCAGCGUCUCGUACACAAUCUUCGAAGGCAUUGCCGAUGCGCUGCAUAACCCAGAAAACGAUAAACCUAUUAUGGUGGUUUCCCUGGACUUUUCCCAAGGAUUCUUCUAUAAACUGCUCACGGAAUCGUCGAACAUUUGCAAUGCCGAGAACAUCAAGUGCUUCUUGAUGGAUGACCGGGGAUAUUUAAUUGCGCACCCCAAACUGAUCGAACCGGCCAUCAACAACAAUCGGCGCAUGCUGGAGCACAUAACGCACAAGGAGUCCCAGGUGGCGAACGACAUUCUCAACCACAAGCAGCUGGUCACGAAGAAGAUGUGCUACAACUACGUGAACCGAACGGUGCAGCGUUUCUACCAGUUCAACAUGUCCCUAUCCGAGGUGGUGACCAACGUGAUGUACGGCGAAAAAACGAAGUACCAGAUAAUGCUGGUCCCGGGGACGAAUCUAUUUUUGGGCGUAGUAAAUUCAACCAACGACGGUGGGGCAUUCUGUCCGUGCAGUACGGUUGGUAACUCAUGUCUGAACUGCAACCGAAUGGAGCAAACCGAGUGUGAGUGUCCGUGCGAGUGUCCUCUGGAUUAUUACGAAGACGAACCUCGAGAUCCAACGUGCCGUCGUAUGGACAGAAUUAGCGGCACAGGACGUAAGCCAACGCCGCAAAGCGUGCCACUGUGUUCACCCCUCCCGGAAGAUCUAAUUUCGAUGAAUGCUCUCAACUACGAGAGCGAAUUCGAACUCAAAAGUUGCACCAACAUCAACUGUGAAGAUUAUACUACACAAAGCGAGUGCCUCGGACUUGUUGGAUGCGAGUGGUGCCAAGUGGACAUCGAUGGAGAAAAUACAUUGACGACACCCUUCUGCACAUCACAAUUGACAUGCUUCAAUGGGAUUUUCGGAUCGGCCACUCCUUACGGCGAUGUUAUAAGCAAUAACAUCAUGGAGUCGGUCCUUCCACCCGCCUAUAGCGCCAUUGGUCCGGUAGCGGGAGCGAUACUUGCUCUCUGCUUGGUGGUCGGUUUUGCCAUGUACUGCUAUCGACAGAAUACCGACCAAAGUGGUGCAUCCGAUCAACUCUACGAUGACCUGGUUGCAGAUCACUGCAACGGUGUUCCGUUAUCCAGGUUCGACAUCGAAGACCACAGUCCACCGGAUGAUGGGGACAUUGGUCGCACGAAUGCCAAACAAAACCUUCUCAUGAAUGGACAAAGCAAUGCCAACUAUAUGAUCUUCCCGAACGUUGCUUCACCGUACCAAAUGUCUUCCAACUACCGACGUCCGAAUGCUGGAUCUUCGGACCAUGGCUAUUCCACUAUGACUCACCACGAAGAGUCCGAGCAUCUUUGCUUAUCUAACGCCGAACCGGUGGCACCAAACGCUUCGGGAAAGCGCCUCUCGAUGUCGGAUUCGGCCUCGAUCAAUACAUCGGUGUCGAGUCCCUACAGCAAUCACCAGAACUUCCUGGCUCUGUCCAAACAACAGACUCCUCAACUUGUACCCAGUGACGAGGAACAGCAGCAGAAGUUCAUCGAUCCAUCACAAACCAUUCUACCUUCACCGACGUCCGUAUCGCGAACGGGCAUUUACGGUGGUGGACAUCAUAUCCUCGUCCCGGUUACCGUUCACCGGAAUAUGGACGUUUCCUAACGAACAGUGCUAAGUUACUUAUAAAUCUAAGGUGUACGUAGGAUUCCGUGCUGACCAACUAGUUUAGUAUUGUAGUAGUACUCGUUCGCAGUGUGACUGGGCGAGGAGAAAAACGAACGCGUUGAGGUAAGUAAAAACCGCUUUCCCAUUGAAUGUACCUUAAUUAUGAGACCUAUCGAGGCUCACGUAUCCAGAGAUUUCCUAGAUAUGCAAAUGCAACGAAUUGUGGACAAUUAGAUAGCUACCCAAUGAUACCUGAGAUACAGUCAAGAUUUUAGCAGUGUGGAUUUUCUCAUAUCGGAUGUCUAGAAUAGGGUGUGUGCACAGCAUACAGUGAAUUCUCCUUUAAUUAACGUUUACGAAAUCUUAAACUACGAAUUUGGGUUUGCUAUUAUCAAUGCCAUGCGGUACACUUGCUACUUAGUUUGUAUAGAGUUUAUGGCGUAUUCGCGCCUUCAAACUUACCAUAUUACGAUAAUCUUGACUGUAACUUGGAAUGCUUAACCGUUUGGUUCACCACACAACACUAUUUAAAGGAGGAAAAAAUCCAAUCCCCUCAGCCCCACCCAGCAAUUUCUACUAACUGUUGACUGACUGUUGAAAUUAUUUCUAAGCAUUUAAUUAUACAUAGAAACUUUAUUAAGUAUGGCUUUUGCCAAAACAGUAGAUAAUACGAAGCGCCAUCACUAAUGAUUUUCCUAAACGUAUAAAAUUAAAACUGAAUGUUGCUAUCAAUAGCUUCUAUAUGGAACAACAAUAACCAUUCAAAGUAGAUACGUGUAAUGAAAUAGCAUUUCUUAUGAAAAUAGUGCAGUAACCAAACCAUCAUUCUAAAUCAGGCUGAAUUAUAAGUUAAACCUAAACAAUUAAUCAGCAAAUUCAUCCUCGAAUGGCAUCGUGGCAAUUUUACACAACGAAAUUUUUGAGCUUAUACACAGUGUGUAAGUGUAUUACACAUACUACCAACAAGUUUAACUUAGAAGCUUUUGUUCGUCAAUUAUAUGUAUUAAACACGUGAUGUUUAUUAAAAAAAAUGGAGGUUGUUGCUUUCUGAGAAGCAUUUUACUGUAUAAGAACUGCGCAUUUCCUUUUCGCAAAUCGCGCACUAUCCACAAACUUUGUAAUAAGCUUUACUAUACAUAUAUUGACACAAACAAGAAUCCGUGAACUAAUCGGCAACCAGUUUACUGUCGGUGAAAUGUUGUGAAUUUUAGCAUGUUUUUAACGUUAGGCUCUAGUUGAAUUUAUAUACACUUAUCAAUACUUACCUAAACAAAAUAGUAAUUAGGUUAACUGCGACAGCUAUUUUCUUCCUUUAGGACACUCGUAACAAUCGGUGUCCUAUUUUUUACUACUGUAUCAGAUAAAUGUAUUUUAUUUGUAACAAGUGAGAAACACUUACAAAAGUCCUGAUUCGGCGGUGAAAACGAAUUGCAAUGAAUGUGAAAAAUAAAUUAUUAACUAAUCAAA